This is a messenger RNA of Lasiodiplodia theobromae, 351 nucleotides long. Its product is annotated as Wash complex f-actin capping protein beta subunit. The transcript has a single exon. Lineage: Eukaryota; Fungi; Ascomycota; Dothideomycetes; Botryosphaeriales; Botryosphaeriaceae. The record is from RefSeq and is a predicted model, not a curated record. The coding region runs from base 1 to 351 and encodes 116 amino acids.
AUGGUACAAGAAGCAACAAAAAUCUCAAUAGAUGCUCUGAUUAACCCGCAUGUGGGCUCUCCGCUCUACGGUUGUGGCCGAACGCUUGCGCUCCACUACAGCGAGACUAAGAACGAGGAGAUCAAAUCGGACAUCGACAUGUACCUCCUACUGUUCGACCGCAUAGCAGACCUCUAUCCGGUUCUGGGGACCAAAUUCAGGAACGGGAUGACGUUCACUCUUGCACAAACUUCCGAGGCCAUUCGCAAAAUGAAAUCAGAUGGCGCCAGAGGCAUGUUGACCAAAUGUGGGGACUGGGCCGGUGCGGACCCGCAAGCCACACUUCAGAAUCUUAUGGAAGCCUUUCCGUAA